Molecule: messenger RNA, 1766 nt
Organism: Betta splendens (Siamese fighting fish)
Lineage: Eukaryota; Metazoa; Chordata; Actinopteri; Anabantiformes; Osphronemidae
Product: Voltage-dependent anion-selective channel protein 2-like
Exons: 9
Coding region: 165-1010 (281 amino acids)
Biological process (GO): monoatomic anion transmembrane transport
Cellular component (GO): mitochondrial outer membrane
Molecular function (GO): voltage-gated monoatomic anion channel activity
Source: RefSeq, a predicted model, not a curated record
UGCUUUGACUCUUUGUUCACUUUUCGCGCUUACACCGCGCAUGCUCCGUAUGUCUCCUUCAUUGUGCCCUGUAGCCGCACAGACAGUGCUAAACUAGGCUAGCUGUCAGCCAAGGGAUACUUCAGGCUCCGCACAUCACACUUACACACUCUUUAGCUUGUACGAUGGCCGUCCCUCCUUCAUAUGCAGACCUGGGCAAAGCUGCUAAGGACAUCUUCAGCAAGGGCUAUGGCUUUGGCGUGGUGAAGCUGGACCUAAAGACCAAGUCUCAGAGUGGAGUGGAGUUCAACACAUCUGGCUCCAGUAACACAGACACAGGAAAGGCCUCAGGGAACCUGGAGACCAAAUACAAGUUGAAGGAGCUUGGCCUGAGCGUCAACCAGAAGUGGAACACCGACAACACGCUAGCUACUGAAGUGACCGUGGAGGACCAGCUGGCUCAAGGCCUGAAGGUGGGACUGGACACGUCUUUUGUACCAAACACAGGUAAGAAGAGCGGAAAGCUGAAGACGGGUUACAAGCGCGACUACGUCAACCUGAACUGUGAUGUGGACUUUGAGGGUCCCAUCAUCCACGCUGCUGCCGUGUUGGGCUACGAGGGCUGGCUGGCCGGCUACCAGAUGGCCUUCGACACAGCCAAGUCCAAACUGGCCCAAAACAACUUUGCCCUCGGAUACAGGGCUGGAGAUUUUCAGCUUCACACUAACGUGAACGACGGGACCGAGUUCGGAGGCUCCAUCUACCAGAAGGUGAAUGAUGAUCUGGAGACAGCGGUCACUCUGGCCUGGACUGCUGGCAGUAACAACACUCGCUUUGGCAUCGCUGCCAAGUACAAGCUGGACAAAGACGCCUCCCUGUCUGCCAAAGUUAACAAUGCCAGUCUGAUAGGAGUUGGCUACACCCAGAGCCUCCGAUCAGGUGUGAAGGUGACCCUCUCAGCCCUGAUCGACGGGAAGAACUUCAACGCAGGCGGACACAAGGUUGGCAUGGGCUUUGAGCUGGAGGCAUAGAGGGGAAGAAGCUAGGCUCCCCACUGAAGAAGCAGCAGCCCAGAGCCACAUCAUCACUCACACCCCUCCACACACAUUCCCACCACGUAGCUGCUUCUCUGUCCAGUCGCAGCAUCACGUUUAACCACCUGAGAGGAGCUGUGAGGUCGACUCUGAAACCAAGAGCGCCUAGUGGAUCAUUCAUUAGUUACUGAAGCAGCUCUUUAUUUCCCUGUAGGUGUCGUUGGCGUCAGCAGCAUUAAAUAUUUUCUCUUUAGUUUGGAUCCUGUUACAAUCCGUGGAGGAUUUUACUCAAAUGUUCUGUUACAACUCAAACAUGGAAGCGCUGGAGGUUAGAGUUCAGAGGUUGAUCCUAAAGGAGUCAGUUUCACCACAGACGCUCCUUAUCUUCUUCACUUUCUUUGUGACGUCCCAUUUGCGUAGGUGAGAUCAGUGUAGUGGAAUCUUCUUGUAGCGUAUGUAGUUAGUUUGCAUUUCUACAGCAUUGCUCUCACCUACGUGUCCAAAGCAGAGUGAGGCAGUUUUGCAUCUGUUUGAGUAUCUAUGUCAUCAUUAACACCAUCUACACUCCUCAAACCUCAACAUACCAAUGCACCAGACAGACUGCUCCUCAUUUUCCAGUUGCUUUUCUGUUUAGGAGUCACGCAUCGUGUGUUUUUUCAUCCGUCAUGGCUCAUUUUUAUGCCACUUAGUUACAGUACCUCAUUUUUUCCAACGUUAACUUAAGGGAAUUCUAAUAAUAAAAACUUGAAUUUA